Gambusia affinis (western mosquitofish) is the source of this 2688-nucleotide messenger RNA. Its product is annotated as RCC1 and BTB domain-containing protein 1-like. Gene Ontology annotation, molecular function: protein binding. Lineage: Eukaryota; Metazoa; Chordata; Actinopteri; Cyprinodontiformes; Poeciliidae. The transcript is spliced from 12 exons. The coding region runs from base 215 to 1837 and encodes 540 amino acids. The record is from RefSeq and is a predicted model, not a curated record.
GGUCACGUGACGUGUUCCGCUCGCGCAACUUCCCCAAACAAACGCCAGUUGGAGCAGUUGUUUUUGUUUCUGUUCCAGCAGAGAAAGUAAAACCUGAAGAGGUGUCGACCUUUCCGCACGCCAUCCUGGAGCUGUCAGAUGGGAUAUCUUCCUCUUAAAAAGACUCGUCGCUCAGUGACAGCAGCUGGGGCGUACUAGCCAAUGCGAGCACAUCAUGGUGGAUGUAACCAAAUGGCCCAUUUUCAGCCUUAUGGCGCCGGAGGAGCUCCCAUCAAUAAGGAAGGCCUGCGUGUUUGGCUCAUCUGCUAAUGAGGCCAUCUACGUCACCAAUGACGAUGAGGUCUUUGUGUUUGGGCUGAACUGCAGCAACUGCUUGGGGACGGGAGACAGCCAGAGCACCAUCGUCCCCAAGAAGCUGGACUUCCUGAGCGGCAAGAAGGUGGUGAGCCUGAGCUACGGCAGCGGGCCCCACAUCCUGCUGGCUACAGACGACGGAGAGCUCUUUGCGUGGGGACACAACGGCUACAGCCAGCUUGGAAACGGGACGACCAAUCAGGGAGUCGCUCCGGUGGUCGUAUCUGCCAACCUGAUCAACAAGAAGGUCACGGAGGUGGCUUGUGGCUCCCACCACUCCAUGGUUCUGACUAACUCGGGAGAAGUGUACGCGUGGGGCUACAACAACUGUGGCCAGGUGGGCUCCGGCUCCACGGCGAACCAGCCCACGCCUCGCAGGGUUUCCAGCUGCCUGCAGAACAAGCUGGCCAUCAGCAUCGUCUGUGGUCAGACCUCGUCCCUGGCCUUGGUGAACAACGGAGAGGUGUACGGGUGGGGCUACAACGGGAAUGGGCAACUCGGUCUUGGGAAUAACGGGAACCAGCUGUCUCCCUGUCGACUCAUAGGUCUGCAAGGUGUGUGUGUGCAACAGAUCGUCUCCGGCUACGCCCACUCCCUGGCGCUAACAGACGAGGGUCUGCUCUACGCUUGGGGUGCAAACACGUAUGGACAGCUGGGCACAGGCAACAAGAGCAACCAGCUGAGCCCGCUUCAAAUCCUGACGGAGAAGGAGAGGGUCGUGGAGGUCGCCGCCUGCCACUCCACCCACACGUCGGCCGCCAAGACCCAGAGCGGUCACGUGUACAUGUGGGGCCAGUGCCGCGGCCAGUCCAUCGUACUGCCUCACCUCACACACUUCUCUUGCACGGACGACGUCUUUGCGUGCUUCGCCACGCCCUCCGUAAUGUGGCGGCCUCUCUCCAUGGAGCACGAUGACUUCUUAACUGUGGCUCAGGCUCUUAAGAAGGAGUUCGAUAACCCAGAGACCGCUGACCUUAAGUUCUGCGUUGGUGGCAAGUACAUCUACGUGCACAAAGCGGUCCUCAAAAUUAGCCGCUGUCCUCCGUCUCUGCCGUCCAGGUGCGAACACUUCCGAUCGAUGUUCCAGUCGCACUGGAACGAGGACAUGAAGGAGGUGAUUGAGAUAGACCAGUUCUCCUACGCCGUCUAUCGCGCCUUCCUCCAGUUCCUCUACACGGACAACGUGGAGCUCUCUCCUGAAGACGCCAUCGGGCUGCUGGAUCUGGCCACGUCUUACUGCGAGAACCGACUCAAACGUCUGUGUCAGCACAUCAUCAAGAGGGGGAUCACGGUGGAGAACGCCUUCUCUCUGCUGUCUGCCGCUGUGCGCUACGAUGCAGAGGACCUGGAAGAGUUCUGCUUCAAGUUCUGCGUGAACCACCUGACUGAGGUGACCCAGACGGCUGCUUUCUGGCAGAUCGACGGCAAUCUGCUUAAAGACUUUAUCUGUCGAGCGAGUCUCUGUGGAGCCUUCAGAAACUAAACCUGGACUGCAGGAAGUGACGGAAACGCAUCCAGAGAGACUCCCGAUCCGGAAUCCUGCAUGCCGUCAAAUCCAGUCUUAGAAUGUUUGCACAAUGGAAAACUUCCCCUUCUAGCCAUCUGUGUCGGCGCUGGGUCUGAACACGAGCGAGUGUUGCAUAUACCUUCACACUGGGAGCAGCAGCUGGUUCCCUACAGUGCCUUGCUUUUUAAUUUACACAUAUUGUGUAGGGCAGGAGAGAGGAGUGCUGCUGUUGAUAGUAUUUUAGUUUAACUUAAAAGACUUUAAGUAUUCGGUCUUGUUGUUUUUAUUUUAAGUGAAUGAAUCAGUUUAGUGUCUACUUUUAUGCUUUGCAGAUUGAGACUCUGUGCUAGUAGUUAAUGAGAGGAAAUGACUGAAAACUGAUGGUUCUUCUGUGUAGGUCAACCCCUCUGUUUGAGCUAUUAGUGCCUUUUAGUCUUUCUGGUAAAAUGAUCCAAAGAAACUUGAGUUGCAAAGAGGCCUAAGAGUAGUUCUUCAGGUUUAGUGGAUUUUAUCUAUUGAUUUGUUUCAUCAAGGUGUUUUUUUUUUUUUGUAAAAAAAGUUUAUGUAGUUUUCCACGAUGAGGUCAUGGUCAGUGAAAUUUAUUGGUGGCUUCAUAACUGCUGACGCUAGCUUAGAUAUUUUUUUCCCCCCUCCUUAAAUCUUUGAUGUACUCUGACAAUUACAUUUAACAGUAUUAUAUCUUAUUGUUUUCUUUGUGUAUUAUAUUUUUCACUUAUUUCUUUGCAGGACAUUGAAAAUCAACCAAUUUCUCUCUAUUGAUGCUGAAUAAUAAGUGUCAGUAAAAUGCUUUGACCUCUGAAAACAGA